This is a messenger RNA of Zingiber officinale, 687 nucleotides long. RefSeq names its product oleosin-B6-like. The transcript has 5 exons. The record is from RefSeq and is a predicted model, not a curated record. Bases 68 to 538 code for a protein of 156 amino acids. NCBI's taxonomy places the organism in Eukaryota, Viridiplantae, Streptophyta, Magnoliopsida, Zingiberales, Zingiberaceae.
GAGGAGGAGGAGGAGGAAGAGGACGAGGACGAGGACGAGGAGGACGACGACAACUUUGAUUUUUAACAUGUCAUUAGAGGUGAGACAUUAUCACUGCAGAUUCUCGCUCUCUGACUUUUAUAUUAUGGAUAUUUUUCGACGGGCACGCCAUAGACGAUACCAUUCAAGCAUUGGCCAGAUUGAUUCACCAUCUGAUAGGAUGGUACCUACGCCCUCCCCUCAGGCAAGACCUUCUCAUGGGCAGUCGCCAGCAGAACCUUCUCAUGGCCAGUCGCCGGCAGGACCCUCACGUGGACCGUCCCCGGUAGGACCUUCAUGUGGCCAGUCACCGGCAGGACCUUCAUGUGGCCAGUCACCGGCAGGACCUUCACAUGGCCAGUCACCGGCAGGACCUUCAUGUGGCCAGUCACCGGCAGGACCUUCACAUGGCCAUUCACCUUCCCCACUUGAGUCGACGAUACCUGCCAGACACUCAGCCGUUGAUAUUGCCGACGCUCGACUGCAUAUAGUCCCUCUUGGAGACUCGGUUGGUAGGUGAAGAUGAUGGUGGUAUUGAUGUAGAAGAAGGAUUUGGACUGAGAAGGAUCUCCAUAAGAUUAUCUUCAACUCUAUCUUUUUCAUGUUCUUGUAUGAUAUUGGAAUUUGGAUACUAUGACAUGUUUGUUAUAACUUUAUUGUAGUGUUUGG